AUGCCAACUACAUUGGGAUACAAUAAGUUAUACAUUUAUAAAGUCCAAGAUACUCAAUAUAAGGAGUUCUGUAAUGUAUUUGCAUACGGCCUUAUGGUUAUCAUAGAGAAUUCAAAAUAUCCAAAGGGAGUUGUGUGUGAAGAAUCCAAUAAUAUGUGGAAAACUAUUAAAUUCAAGCCUAAGUAUGAGAUUCAGAAUAUUAUAGCAAGCUUAAUUGACAAUACUAUCUCUACUAUUCUAAACCUAGUCCCUGCUAAAAAUUUCAUUGCUGCUUCUUCACAUAAGGCAACAGAAGCUAUUGUUAAAAUAAAUAGUAAAAUUGAAAAAUAUCAAAAACUCUAUAACAUAACAACUGAUCAGGAGGUAGUGAAAUAUGAUUCAUCUGGGUAUUCUCCUUUAUUGUUCAAGCAUCCAGACUUACCUGAACAAAUUCAUAAAAGUAUAGAGUUUGGGGUUGCUGAUAGCAAAAGGAGGAAAGAAACAAUAAAAAUUAGAACUAUAAACCAUCUACGUGAAGAAUUAGAAAAAAAAUAUGAUAAACAUCUCUCUUAUACUACU
This is a messenger RNA of Racocetra persica, 558 nucleotides long. The record is from the annotation of a GenBank genome assembly. NCBI's taxonomy places the organism in Eukaryota, Fungi, Glomeromycota, Glomeromycetes, Diversisporales, Gigasporaceae.